GAGGUUUGCCGGGUACAUCAUUCUCGCGCUGGCCAUCGUCCAUCUUCUGUUCGCCGCUUUCGGCGGGCUCACCGAAGGGCUGGCCGAAGGCCACAGCAUCUGGGAGCGAGCGCUAUUGUUGCUCGUGCAUCCGGCGGGGGCCUGCUGUGUGCAAGCGUUGCCGGGGACGUGAGCGAGUUCCUGGCCAUCUACAAGGACGCCACCGGGCUUUAAAAGUGGCACGUCCCCUAGUAUUCGCGGUCAUUCCGGUGCUAGGCUUGGCCUACGGGAUAGUCCUUCGGGCGGGUAGGACGAAGGCAGGGGCAUAACCCUCAUGGGCGGGUGUUCGACUACGUUCGUCAAGGGCCCAAGUGACGCAGAGUCACGGCGAGAAGGACGCAAGGCGGGAUUGCCCCCGCAAGGUUCGGGUUAGCAGGUGGAGCAAUGCUAGAAGCCGGGCAACAAAAGCAGAAGAGUGAGGAACUGCGAGAGCGUCUCUCCAAGCUCAGCGAUGCCAGUCUUCGCAUCACCGCCAGCCUCGACCUGAACACUACCCUACAGGCGGUCGUGGAUGGCGCCUGCACGCUGACCGACGCCCGAUACGGCGCGCUUCUGGUCUUUGACGACAGUGGUCAAGUACAGGAAUUCGUCACAUGCGGCAUCACUGCCGAACAGACACGCCGAGUGGGGAGUUGGCCCAAGGCGAUCGGGCUCCUCGGACACCUGCGGACGAUCACAGACCGCUAA
Geodia barretti is the source of this 726-nucleotide messenger RNA. The record is from the annotation of a GenBank genome assembly. NCBI's taxonomy places the organism in Eukaryota, Metazoa, Porifera, Demospongiae, Tetractinellida, Geodiidae.